AUAAUAAUGUAUUUGUGGCCUUGGACGUGAAGCAGUCAGUCUUCUGUGCUGUUAACAUAGCAUCAGGACUGAUGUUGUGGGAAGCAUGGACCUACUGAACGGGCAGGCAAGCAGUGUUACUGUUGCUGCUACUGCUUCGGAGAAAAGUAGCAGUUCUGAAUCGUUAAGUGACAAGGGUUCUGAAUUGAAGAAAAGCUUUGAUGCCGUGGUAUUUGAUAUUCUUAAGGUUACACCAGAAGAAUAUGCGGGUCAAAUAACACUAAUGGAUGUCCCAGUAUUUAAAGCCAUUCAACCAGAUGAGCUUUCAAGUUGUGGAUGGAAUAAAAAAGAAAAAUAUAGUUCUGCACCAAAUGCAGUUGCCUUCACAAGAAGAUUUAAUCAUGUAAGCUUUUGGGUUGUUAGAGAGAUUCUUCAUGCUCAAACAUUAAAAAUUAGAGCAGAAGUUUUGAGCCACUAUAUUAAAACUGCGAAGAAACUGUAUGAGCUGAAUAACCUCCAUGCACUCAUGGCAGUGGUUUCUGGCUUACAGAGCGCCCCGAUUUUUAGAUUGACGAAAACAUGGGCGUUACUAAGUCGAAAAGACAAAACUACCUUUGAAAAAUUAGAAUAUGUAAUGAGUAAAGAAGAUAACUACAAAAGACUCAGAGACUAUAUAAGUAGCUUAAAGAUGACACCCUGCAUUCCCUAUUUAGGUAUCUAUUUGUCAGACUUAACUUACAUUGAUUCAGCAUACCCGUCAACUGGCAGCAUUCUAGAAAGUGAGCAGAGAUCAAAUUUGAUGAAUAACAUCCUUCGAAUAAUAUCUGAUUUACAGCAGUCUUGUGAAUAUGAUAUUCCCAUGUUGCCUCACGUCCAAAAAUAUCUGAACUCUGUUCAGUAUAUAGAAGAACUACAAAAGUUUGUGGAAGAUGAUAAUUACAAGCUUUCAUUAAAGAUAGAACCAGGGACAAGCACACCACGCUCUGCUGCUUCUAGGGAAGACUUAGUAGGUCCUGAACUGGGAUCUCCACAAAGUGGAAGAAGUGUGGCAGCGGAAGGAGCCUUGUUACCUCACACACUGCCAUCCCCUCGGAACCUGAUUCCACAUGGACACAGGAAGUGCCAUAGCCUGGGUUAUAAUUUCAUUCAUAAAAUGAACACAGCAGAGUUUAAGAGUGCAACAUUCCCAAAUGCAGGGCCAACGCAUCUCUUAGAUGAUAGCGUCAUGGAGCCCCACGCACCAUCUCGAGGUCAAGCUGAAAGUUCAACUCUGUCUAGUGGAAUAUCAAUAGGUAGCAGUGAUGGUUCUGAACUAAGUGAAGAGACCUCAUGGCCUGCUUUUGAAAGGAACAGAUUGUACCAUUCUCUCGGCCCGAUGACACGAGUGGCACGAAAUGGCUAUCGAAGCCACAUGAAGGCCAGCAGUUCUGCAGAAUCAGAAGAUUUGGCAGUACAUUUAUAUCCAGGAGCUGUUACUAUUCAAGGUGUUCUCAAGAGAAAAACUUUGUUAAAGGAAGGCAAAAAGCCUACAGUAGCAUCUUGGACAAAAUAUUGGGCAGCUUUGUGUGGGACACAACUUUUUUACUACACUGCCAAGUCUCUAAAAGCUACAGAAAGAAAACAUUUCAAAUCAACAUCAAAUAAGAAUGUGUCUGUGGUAGGAUGGAUGGUGAUGAUGGCUCCUGGUGGUGGUUUUCAGAGAGGAAAUUCAUACAAGUUUCAAGCUGGCAAUAGGAUGAAUGCAAUGCUGUGGUUUAAGCAUUUGAGUGCUGCCUGCCAAAGCAACAAACAGCAGGUUCCUACAAACUUGAUGACUUUCGAGUAAAAGCCUACGAAAGAAGAGGUGAAUUGUUGCUCCACAGUGGGAGCGAGGCCUGGUGGACCGGCGCCAGCGAAAACCAGUCCUGUGCCAGGGGAGCCGAGCUUCCCUCUCUGCCUCCGGAUUCUGAACCAAAAAAGCACUAAUUCCAGGGAAUGAAGUGAGACAUUCCCAGAGAACCAAUUGCAGUUGCAAAACUAACUGCCAUGGACCACGCUUCUUAUCUCUGAACUGACCUGUGGAAACCACUGCCUUAAAAGAACGCAAGGAAAACCAACACCAAACACCAAAUAGUGUGUGUGAUCUCCUGGCGGUGCUGUGCUUGGAAUAGAUCGUAGCCCAUUUGCAUUUCUUUUAACUUUGUGUUAAUUUUGGAGGGGGGAUCGCCUUUUUCAGAUACACUUUAAAAAGGAAAAAUGUCAUUCUGAUGGGUUACGUGAGGAGCUGGUUUUGAACCAAGGUAUAAAGGUAUUAAUGUUUUUGAACCAAAGUGUAAAGAUCUGAUAAGCAGCAUUCUUCCAGCAGCCUCCCUGAAAGUGUGUUUGGCCUCCGUUUGCCUGCCGCCUCAUGCUCUCAUAGUACGAGGAACUAGAAAUGUUGUAAUGUGAGUUGUUGGGACUUUGUUUGGGACUUUGGGAGGGAUUUUGUUUGGUUUUGGAUGAGGAAAGAUAUUUUUAAACACUAAACUUCUGAGAUUUAGUACUGUAUGGGGAACACGACUUCCUGCAGGGGUAUAAAGGCCGAGUGUUCACCUGCCAGACACUUUUCAUGUAGGCUCCAGAAAACAUGGUUGUUUUUAACUGCGUUUAAGGUUAGCCUCUAUAUGAGUUCAUUGUUGGGCCACAGAUCUGCGUAGUAGGGAUUGCAUCCCAACCUAAACUUCCUUGAGAUUUUACAGUCAUUACUUUUUUCAUUUUAGUUGGAUUCUCUCUUCUACCAGUCACAGGUGAUUUUUACACCAAGGAGAUAAAUUGAUGUUUUCCUUUACCUUGUUUAUUGUGCACAAUGCCAGGUUUUUUUUAAAUUCAUUUUCAUUAUUUUUGUUCAAUAUGAGAUUCAGGGCCACAUUUGUUUAAAAGAGAUUCCAUAUAUGUAUGUGUUCAUUUUAUUAAGGUAUACAAAAUAAUUUUAAGAGGGGAAAAGGUAAGAGGUUGAGAUUCUGAGAAUUUAAAGUAUCAAAAUUCUCCUUAUACAACUUUUCUUUAUUGCAAAACAUUUUCCUGGAAACUUGCUAUGAAAUCAGUAGUUGACCAAGUAGUUUUAUGAGGGCUCUUCUAUGCAGUAAUGCAUUUAAUAUCCAAAAUGUUGAAUCACUAAAAAAAUAAUAAGAUUGAAGAUAAGAUACCUUAGAGUUUUAACAAAAAAUGGCAUUUGAACAAAGGCUAUGUUGGAUGUUAUAAACUCAUGAGGCAUCAUAGGUUUUAGCACUGGCCCAGAGUAAGAACGUCUUCUGUCUGAUACCUCCUACCAGGCUCUGUUACUUUGGGCCUUACAUAAAAUUGUUCGCAUUUGUAUUCUUAGAAAACAUUGUACUUUUUUGUCAUAAGUAUUUCAUUCUUGAAUCUAUGAAACAUCAAUAGAAAAUAUUGCCCACAGACUAAUUAGCUAAAAAAAAAAA
Molecule: messenger RNA, 3416 nt
Organism: Myotis davidii
Lineage: Eukaryota; Metazoa; Chordata; Mammalia; Chiroptera; Vespertilionidae
Gene: RALGPS2
Product: Ral GEF with PH domain and SH3 binding motif 2
Exons: 19
Coding region: 86-1804 (572 amino acids)
Biological process (GO): Ras protein signal transduction; positive regulation of GTPase activity
Cellular component (GO): plasma membrane
Molecular function (GO): guanyl-nucleotide exchange factor activity
Source: RefSeq, a predicted model, not a curated record